Astyanax mexicanus (Mexican tetra) is the source of this 2580-nucleotide messenger RNA. RefSeq names its product mitochondrial E3 ubiquitin protein ligase 1b (gene mul1). Gene Ontology annotation, molecular function: ubiquitin-protein transferase activity. The record is from RefSeq and is a predicted model, not a curated record. The coding region runs from base 591 to 1649 and encodes 352 amino acids. Gene Ontology annotation, cellular component: mitochondrion. The transcript is spliced from 5 exons. Gene Ontology annotation, biological process: organelle organization; protein ubiquitination. Lineage: Eukaryota; Metazoa; Chordata; Actinopteri; Characiformes; Acestrorhamphidae.
GCGGGGGCGCUAGAGUUCUCUGACGGGCUGCAGAGACUCGCUGAAGGAGCGCUGCGCCCUUUACCUGACUUAUUUACCGGAGUUAUUUACCUGUUUUCAGUCUUUAUUUCUGCAUUUAUUAGUUUAAGACACGGAGUACAGGUGUAGUUUAACCUGCUCCGCCCGGGAGAGCGCAGUUACCGGAUAUUAACAGAAGCUAAACUACUUAACUAGCUAAGAUGCUAACAGGCUAACUAGUGUACUAGCGUUAGCGUUAGCCACAUUUAGCUAAAUAUAAACUCUCCUGUAUCAGAACUGUAACAGUUAUUAAUGUUAUUACAGCCUGCCGGGGUUAUUAAACUGUAUUAAUUAUAUUAAAACGCUUAUUUAGUGAUUCCUCUUUAAUCUACAGGUCUGAAUCUGAUCUGUGAGAAGGUUACUGCAGGAAAAAGACUUAGUUUAACUAAGUUUAGAGGAGUUAACUCCGAUUCUCAGCUCUAAUUCUCUGUUUUUAUCACUAUUUCUGCUCACUGAAGCACCUGGAGCACUAAUGUUCACUACAGACCCGGGUUUACUGCAGUAAAGUCUGUCCUACAGAUUAAAUCCUGAAGAUGGAAGCGAAUGGAAAACCCUCCACAGCUCAGAUCCUGCUUUUAGCCACCAGCUCUGCUCUCACUGCUGUACUUUACUCCAUAUACAAGAGGAAAGCAGGUCAUGUUUCCAGAUUAAAAGAAGCAAAGAAAAUCUCCCUGGAUCAGGAUCUGAAGAGCAUUCUGGCUGAAGCUCCAGGGAAAUGUAUUCCUUAUGCUGUUAUUGAAGGUGUUGUGCGAUCGGUGAAGGAGAGCUUAAACAGUCAGUUUGUGGAUAACUGUAAAGGCGUUAUUGAGAGACUGACACUGAAAGAAAAGAAGAUGGUAUGGAAUCGAACGACUCAUCUCUGGAACGACUGUGAGAAGGUUAUCCACCAGCGCACCAACACCGUGCCCUUUGACCUGGCGUCUCACGAUGACUGCAUCGCUGCCGCCGUGCGCGUGAUCCGCCCCCUGGACGCGGCCGAGUUGGAUCUGGAGACGACCUACGAGAACUUCCACCCCACCGUUCAGUCGCUCAGCAGCGUCAUCGGCCACUUCAUCAGCGGCGAGCGGCCGCAGGGCGUUCACGAGACGGAGGAGAUGCUGCGGCUCGGCGCCAGCGUGACCGGAGUCGGGGAGCUGGUGCUGGAGAACAGCCUGGUGCGGCUGCAGCCCCCCAAACAGGGCCUGCGGUACUUCCUGAGCCGGCUGGAUUACGAGGCGCUGGUGGGGAAGCAGGAGAGCGGCGUGGGGGUGUGGAGGGUCCUGACGCUGCUGGUGGGGUUGGCCGCCUGCACCACCCUGAUCUACAUCCUGUGGAAGCAGUACGUCUGGAGGAGGGAGCGGAGGAAGGAGCGCGGCGUGCUGGAGGAGUUUAAGGAGCAGCAGAGGAGGCGAAUGCGGGAGCUGAACCUGGACGAGGACGCCGUGUCCCCCAGCACCUGCACUGUCUGUCUCGCUCGGGACAGGUCCUGCGUCUUCCUGGAGUGUGGACACGUCUGUUCCUGCGAGCCCUGCUACCGAGCUCUCCCACAGCCCAGGAAAUGCCCCAUAUGUAGAGCAAACAUCGACAGGAUCGUCCCCCUGUACAACAGCUAACUGCGUCUCAGCCGUUAAUAACAGAUAGGAAAUUAAUGAAUUAUUAUAUAGAUUAUAUAUCCUGUCCCAUGACUUUAGGCACUUAAGUGUAUUUGUGUUGAAAUUAUGCUUCUUUUGUUUGGUGCUGGAACUUCAAGACCCCCAUCCGAAACUUUUCUGUUUAAACAUAAUAAAGAGUUUAUUAUGGAUAAUAUUUUACUGUAUAUUAUAAAGAGUUUAUUUGCAAAAACAGAUUUGAAAAAAAAUUAAAAGAAAAGUUGAUUUAUAUACAGUAAAAUUCUCUCUCUCAAUCUGCCCACAUCACACCCAUGUCUUUAUUAAAGUAUCACAGAUUUGUUGGGGGGGGGGGGGGGGGGGGGGGGGGUUAGGGUACAGUAUGAUGUUUGUUGGCUGAAAUUGAACAAGAAGCAGAAUUUGAGCACUAAACAUGUUUUAGCUGAUCAGUUAGACCUUCUACACCGGUGUUAAGCAGAAAACAGUUUUUUGUGUUUGCUUUAUAUUUUUUAUGUUAUUAUGAUACAUUAUAUAAUAAGUAUAUAUUUAUCUGGUUGUGACUGAGUGCCAUAAUCAGCCUGAUCAAAGUGAACUUUCUUCAGGUUCUGAAUUUAAGCCUUUAUGAUUUAUUUACCUGUGGGGCUUUUCUAUAGGCCUCUAUUAUAUAAUAUACCAGUGUAGAGAAAUAAACAUGGUGGAAAUAUUUGAAGAUCAUAAAUGAAUGUAUCGAGGUUUACUGUAGGCUCAGUUUAUGUGCAUAUUCACCCUUUUAUCUUUUUCACAUGAUUUAAAUUGAUGUGUAUGCAUUGCUUUGAAAUAUUUUAUUUUCAUAAAAUAAAAGGUUUCAAUAAAAGCAUUUCCUCCCCAGAAACUGUAGAUAUUCGUAUUAUACAAUAUAUUGUUUUCUAAACCAAAAAUAAAAAGUUCUGGUUCUGAA